AUGGGAUGGCAGGAGCAGAAGUACGCAACUACCUAUCCGACUCGGACCCAAACUGUGGAUUAUUCCUCCGAUACUGUCUCUACUGCUGCAGAAGAUACAGAAAGUGAAGAGAUUAGUGUCCAAACACCAGAUCCGGCAGUUCCCAACCUACCAGAGAGCAGUACCAUAGUCAAGUCGCUCCAUACCUCAGUUGAAGACAUUGAGCAAACCAAAAGCCAAAUAUCAAUACCCUUAUUGACGGACGGCAAACAGGGAGAAACACCGAGCCUUGAAAACGAUAUAUCCCGAGUGACGUCGGGGCAAUCCAUCGAUAGUACAGAUGGAGAAAGCGGCGUCACAGCAACGAGACCACCACAGAUCCUUCAAGGAGCUUCGACGGCUGACAUGGUGGGGCUCUCGGAAAGCUCAGGUGUCUAUACCGUCACAACCGAAUAUCGGAGCCCUGCAAACCCAGAAUCCAUGGUCACCCUCCUCAAAAGCACUACGGCUGACUCGGGAACACGUUUGACGUCUGAAAGCAUCUUGGAUCAAGUUGGCAUUAUCUUCCCCAGUUCAAUGAGUUCACUACUACAGGAGGUAUCCACCAUGGGUCUUGGCGUCAUUGUGAGUCCUCAGUAA
This is a messenger RNA of Aspergillus costaricaensis CBS 115574, 618 nucleotides long. RefSeq lists its product as uncharacterized. Bases 1 to 618 code for a protein of 205 amino acids. The transcript is spliced from 4 exons. The record is from RefSeq and is a predicted model, not a curated record. Lineage: Eukaryota; Fungi; Ascomycota; Eurotiomycetes; Eurotiales; Aspergillaceae.